AUGAAGUUUGGAAAGGAAUUUGCUUCACAAAUGAUCCCGGAAUGGCAAGAAGCAUACAUGAACUACAACCAUCUCAAGAUUCUCAUUAAAGAAAUCUUGAUUUUCCGGGAACUGCAAAAAAACGGAUCAUCAACACUCGCGUAUCAGCCAAACCCAUCGCUUCCAUCAAAAGGGUCUUCUAGGAAACGAAAGGUGUCCCUUCACCGAGCCUUUAGUGGACUAACAAAGAGCAAUUCUGAUAGCAAGGAAAAAGAUGAUGAUGAUCAAGUGAUCUUGGUUAAAUCAAUGCACAAGCCGUUGGAGGAGGAGGAGAAUUACCGAACUGUUUUCCUUCACUUAUCAGAGGACGUUGGAGAGUCUGAGCACAAUUUCUUUAAACGACUCGAUGAUGAGUUUAAUAAAGUGAUUGGUUUUUAUAAGAAGAAAGUGGGGGAGAUGGUGAAUGAAGCCGAAGAGUUGAGUAAACAAAUGAAUGCACUCAUUGCUCUUAAAAUUAAAAUCCGGGAUCCGGCCUUUUGUAGUUCAACUCCAAUAUUUUCCAGCACCCGGUUCGCUGAAGAACAAAUCACAGAUAACAAGAUGCAUGGAGUAGGAAAUAGCCAACGGAGAACAGGAAGCGAUCGUAUAAAUAAAGAACAAGAGAUGGUUUCUCUAGAUGUCUUAAAUCAUGUAAAGAUCAAUGUUAUGCCAGAAACUCCAUUGUCAUCAUUAAAAAACGCUUUUAGUAGAUCAAAAUUAAACUUCUCGUUCAGCAACAAGGAAGUUAGAGAGGCAGAACGAAAGCUGCAGCAGGCCUUUAUUGAGUUCCAUCAAAAGCUUCGUCAUCUUAAAACCUACGCAUUCUUGAAUCAAUUGGCUUUCUCCAAGAUCAUGAAGAAGUAUGAUAAGAGCACAUCUAGAAAUGCAUCAAAGGCUUAUUUAGAGAUGGUUGAGAAGUCUUACUUAAACCAAUCUCAUGAGGUUGCUAAGCUUGUAGAGAGCGUUGAGGCGGUUUAUAUUGAACACUUUGCCAAUGGGAAUCGCGGCCUAGGAAUGAAAACUUUACGGAAUAAAGCUAAAAUAGACAGACAGUGUGUGACAUUUUUUACAGGUUGCUUCGUGGGACUAUCAUUAGCAUUUGUCGUGGCAAUAAUCUUAAUGAUACACGUUAGAAACCUUCUCAAGAGUCAGGGCCGCGAUAAAUACAUGACUAACAUUUUUCCAUUAUACAGUGUGUUUGGCUAUCUAGUGUUACAUUUUCUAAUGUAUGCUGGAAACAUAUACUAUUGGAAGCGUUUUCGUGUGAACUACUCCUUCAUAUUUGGGUUCAAACCAAAUACUGAAUUAGGAUAUCGAGAAGUCCUGCUAGUCACUUCUGCCCUAUCAUUACUCACACUUGCAGCCGUACUUUCAAAUCUUGAAAUGGACAUCGAUGAAAGUGCUAGAAGCUCUAGAACUAUAACUGAUUUAAUCCCGCUUGGAUUACUCAUUGCUGUACUGACAAUAGCGUUCUGUCCAUUUAACAUUGUCUACCGUUCAAGUCGUUUCUUCCUGAUAACAUGUAUAUGGCAUUGUAUAUGUGUUCCCCUUUAUAAGGUUACUCUUCCUGAUUUCUUUUUGGCUGAUCAGCUAACUAGUCAGGUUCAAUUAUUCAGGAACUUGCAGUUCUAUAUAUGCUACUACGUUUGGGGAGACUACAAGACGAGAGAAUCCAGCGAGUGUCGUGGAAGUAGCAUUUACCAUGACAUUUCUCUAGUCAUUGCUAUCAUUCCGUAUUAUAUUCGAUUUAUGCAGUGCUUACGGCGUUUAUUUGAUGGAGAAGACUCGAGUCAAGCAGUGAAUGCGCUCAAGUACUUGUCAACAAUCGCUGCAGUUAUCGCAAGAACUUUUUACGUUCAAGAAAAAGGGUUAACACUAAAACUUGUGGCGUUAGCUGCUUCAGUCGUUGCCACAGUGUUUAACACGUACUGGGAUUUAGUAUGCGAUUGGGGUCUUUUACGUAGAAACUCUGAGAACCCGUGGUUAAGAGACAAGCUUCUUUUGCCUCGUAGAUCGUUCUACUUUAUCGCCAUGGUAGUGAAUGUGAUACUAAGACUAGCUUGGAUGCAAACCGUGUUUGAUUUCCACGAAGCUCCAUUUGUCCAUCGAACGGCUUUGAUUGCUUUCUUUGCGAGUAUGGAGAUCAUUCGGCGUGGUAUAUGGAAUUUUUUCAGGUUGGAGAACGAACAUCUAAACAAUGUUGGUAAAUACCGAGCUUUCAAAUCGGUGCCACUACCUUUUACUUACGAGAACAACAAAGAUUUAUAA
Erigeron canadensis is the source of this 2286-nucleotide messenger RNA. Its product is annotated as phosphate transporter PHO1 homolog 9-like. Gene Ontology annotation, molecular function: inositol hexakisphosphate binding. The record is from RefSeq and is a predicted model, not a curated record. Gene Ontology annotation, cellular component: plasma membrane; Golgi apparatus; trans-Golgi network. The coding region runs from base 1 to 2286 and encodes 761 amino acids. NCBI's taxonomy places the organism in Eukaryota, Viridiplantae, Streptophyta, Magnoliopsida, Asterales, Asteraceae. Gene Ontology annotation, biological process: phosphate ion transport; cellular response to phosphate starvation. The transcript is spliced from 10 exons.